GCAGAGGCCAGUGCCACUGCUGGCAGGCGCUGAGGCGCCCGAGGGCCCUCAAGUGGCGCGCGAGCCGCACGCCAACGCCCGCGACGCGACGAAUUAUCUUUAUCCCCUUUCCCUCUGCCGUCCUCGUUCCCGGCCGUCCGUGCCGAAGGAAGUAUCUGCUGAGUGCUGACCCAGCCCAUGCCCAUCCACCUCGCUCCCUCGACCGACCCACCCAGCCCAGCGCGCGCUCGCAUGGCGAUGCUGCUCCGCAAGGUGUGGGGCUCCGUGCUGGCGCGCGCCGCAGCGCCGGGGGCCGACCCGCGAGCCCGCCGCGCGCAGGCGCAUCGCGCGGAGCAGUACCAGUACCACGGCUCGCUAUCGCUGGGCGCGCUCGACGCCGUCCCCACCGACGUGCUCGCCCAGAUCCUGCGCCUGCUGGGCCCGCUCGACGCCGCGCGCUCCAGCGCCGUCUGCCGCGCCUGGCGCGUCCUCGCCUCCGACAACGGCCUCUGGGCUUUCUUCCUCCGCCUCGGCCCCGAGCCCUAGGACCUCGUCGUCUUCGCCGAGACGCACCUCGCCGCCGGCCCCGCCUCGCACCCGUGGCUGUACUACGAUAGCUCGCCGCAGCUCUCGUUCAAACAGAUUUACGGCCUCCGAGCGCUGGUCCCGGGUACUCUCAUCGUGGAUGGUGGAUCUGGUUAUUGCAAGUAUGGCUGGAGCAAGUAUGCUGCUCCUUCCGGGCGUUGUGCUACAUUCUUGGAAUUCGGUAACAUUGAAGCACCUAUGUAUGCAAGGCUUCGUCACUUCUUCUCUACAAUAUAUACGAGGAUGCAAAUAAAGCCUUCGACUCAGCCAGUUAUUGUUGUCCUUCCACUGUGUCACUCUGAUGAUACCGAGUCUGCUAGGGCCUCAAGAAAACAAUACAAGGAGACGCUGUACUCUGUCUUGUUUGACAUGAAUGUUCCUGCUGUUUGUGCUGUCGAUCAGGCAGUUCUAUCUUUGUAUGCUUCUAAACGGACCUCUGGUAUUGUUGUGCACAUUGGAUUCAAUACGACUUCUGUUGUUCCCAUCUUUCAAGGUAGGGUAAUGUAUGAGAUAGGUGUUGAAACUGUGGGGCAAGGUGCCCUUAAACUCACUGGAUUUCUCAAGGAGUUGAUGCAGCGGAGAAAUAUAUCCUGUGAGUCACUGUACACUGUUCGAACCAUCAAGGAGAAACUUUGCUACGUAGCUGCUGAUUAUGAAGCUGAAUUGCGUAAAGAUACACAAGCGUCCUGCGAGAUCGAUGGUGAAGGGUGUUUCACUCUGUCGGAAGAGAGAUUCAAGACUCCAGAAAUCCUAUUUCAGCCCCAUAUGGGAGGAAUGCGUGCUAUGGGCUUGCAUAAAGCAGUAUCUCUAUGUAUGGAUCACUGCUAUGUUUCAGGAACGGUUGGUGAUGACAGCUGGUACAAGACGGUCAUUUUAGCUGGUGGUUCGUCGUGCUUGCCUGGUUUACCAGAGAGGCUGGAGAAAGAGCUUCACCAACUUCUUCCACCUUAUAUGUCAGAAGGAAUAAGAGUACUCCCCCCUUCAUUUGGCACUGAUUCUGCCUGGUUUGGUGCAAAGAUGAUCAGCAACGUGAGUACUUUCACUGAGGCAUGGUGUGCAAAGAAGAAACAAUUCCGUCAGAAGACAGGCCGGAGUGGUACAUUGUUUGCCAAUUCCUGGUAAUGAAAAUCUCAGACACAAGUCACGAGCAAGAAACUUAAAGAGUUCCCCGCAUCAAAAAUACGGACAUAACAUCCGGUCCAUGCUCCACUGAGCCUCCACCAGUAUAUAGAAGCAUGAGCAUUCAUGCCCAGUAUAUAUUCACGUCCAUAUCAUGCAUAUAUGGAUUAUGAGCCAGUGCAUCAUUUGGUGGUGUUGUUAUAGGAUGUUUUGGUAAGUUCGUUGUGGUUAUAGGUUGUUGGCAAAAGCGCAGUUGUCUCGUUUUAAUUUUAAGUGGAACGAUUAAUUAGUUAUUGAGCAUGAGUCUUUGUUUAUAGCUAUAUAUGUCUCAUGAAAUUUGGUACAGUUCUAAAUGUUGUAAAACGCAAUAAAUCAUUUUAUAAAUGAGAUAUGUCUUU
Molecule: messenger RNA, 2081 nt
Organism: Zea mays
Lineage: Eukaryota; Viridiplantae; Streptophyta; Magnoliopsida; Poales; Poaceae
Exons: 12
Coding region: 763-1686 (307 amino acids)
Source: RefSeq, marked provisional